This is a messenger RNA of Arvicola amphibius (Eurasian water vole), 579 nucleotides long. RefSeq names its product myosin light chain 1 (gene Myl1). The coding region runs from base 1 to 579 and encodes 192 amino acids. The transcript has 6 exons. Gene Ontology annotation, cellular component: myosin II complex; contractile muscle fiber. NCBI's taxonomy places the organism in Eukaryota, Metazoa, Chordata, Mammalia, Rodentia, Cricetidae. The record is from RefSeq and is a predicted model, not a curated record. Gene Ontology annotation, molecular function: calcium ion binding.
AUGGCACCAAAGAAAGACGUGAAGAAGCCUGCUGCUGCUGCUGCCCCUGCCCCAGCCCCGGCCCCGGCCCCGGCCCCAGCCCCAGCCAAACCUAAAGAAGAAAAAAUCGACCUGUCUGCUAUUAAGAUCGAGUUCUCUAAGGAGCAGCAGGAGGAAUUCAAGGAGGCAUUUCUCCUGUUUGACAGAACAGGAGAAUGCAAGAUCACCUUAAGUCAAGUGGGUGACGUCCUUCGGGCUCUGGGCACAAAUCCCACCAAUGCAGAGGUCAAGAAGGUUCUCGGGAACCCUAGCAAUGAAGAGAUGAAUGCUAAGAAAAUCGAGUUCGAGCAGUUUCUCCCCAUGAUGCAAGCUAUCUCCAACAACAAGGACCAGGGAGGCUAUGAAGACUUUGUUGAGGGGCUGCGUGUCUUUGACAAGGAGGGCAAUGGCACUGUCAUGGGUGCUGAACUUCGCCAUGUCCUUGCCACUCUGGGUGAGAAGAUGAAGGAGGAAGAGGUGGAAGCAUUGCUGGCAGGCCAGGAAGACUCCAAUGGCUGCAUCAACUAUGAAGCUUUUGUGAAGCACAUCAUGUCUGUCUGA